AUGCUGAAUGCUCUGGUCGAAGAUGUAGUCAUACUGGAAACCCUUGCAGAAGAGCUUGCGAAGUGCUUGAGCAUAGUUGAGGAGAAUGCCGAAUUCACUCGGGGAGCUGUGGUACAGCAAGCCUGUGGAAGUACCGUGCUAAAUGCCCUAGUUGAAGACAUGGUCGCACUGAAAACCCUCAUGAAGGAAGAGGUCUCGAAAGAGCCUGCAUAG
Pisolithus orientalis is the source of this 213-nucleotide messenger RNA. RefSeq lists its product as uncharacterized. Bases 1 to 213 code for a protein of 70 amino acids. The record is from RefSeq and is a predicted model, not a curated record. The transcript is spliced from 2 exons. NCBI's taxonomy places the organism in Eukaryota, Fungi, Basidiomycota, Agaricomycetes, Boletales, Pisolithaceae.